This is a messenger RNA of Phalaenopsis equestris, 1098 nucleotides long. RefSeq names its product U2 small nuclear ribonucleoprotein B''-like. The transcript is spliced from 5 exons. Gene Ontology annotation, molecular function: U1 snRNA binding. Gene Ontology annotation, biological process: mRNA splicing, via spliceosome. NCBI's taxonomy places the organism in Eukaryota, Viridiplantae, Streptophyta, Magnoliopsida, Asparagales, Orchidaceae. Gene Ontology annotation, cellular component: U1 snRNP. The coding region runs from base 41 to 895 and encodes 284 amino acids. The record is from RefSeq and is a predicted model, not a curated record.
CCUCACUCUUUUUACCGAAAAAUUAUUCCGUGCGGAGAGUAUGGCGGAUUGGGGGCCGGUGGUGAUCGCCGUGGUUCUGUUCGUUUUCCUGACGCCGGGUCUUCUUUUCCAGCUUCCCGGUAAUGGACGGGUGGUGGAGUUCGCCAACAUGAGAACGAACGCCGUCUCCAUCCUCAUUCACGCCGUCAUCUAUUUUGCCCUAAUAACCAUCUUCGUCAUAGCCAUCGGCGUCCACAUCACCACCGAGUUGAAGAGAUCAAUUUAUGAUCUAUUUUCCCAGUUUGGAAGGAUUUUGGAUGUUGUGGCCUUGAAAACCGAGAGACUCCGAGGUCAAGCAUGGGUGGUGUUUAGCGAAGUUACUGCUGCUAGUAAUGCAGUUCGGCAAAUGCAGAGCUUUCCGUUCUAUGAUAAACCUAUGAGGAUACAAUAUGCAAAAACAAAGUCUGAUUGUGUUGCAAAAGCAGAUGGGACUUAUGUUCCUAGAGAGAAGAAGAAGAAACAAGAAGAGAAAGCUGCUGAGAAAAGACGGAAAGCUGAGGAGGCACACCAUACUGGUUCUGCGGCUAAUGGGCCUGCUUUUCAAAACAAUGGAGUACAUACAUCACAGCCAACUCGCCAUGGAAAGAGCAGCAGCAGCAGCAGCUCUCAGGAAACCGUUCCUCCCAACAACAUCCUGUUCAUCCAAAACCUUCCUCAUGAGACCACAAGCAUGAUGCUCCAAAUCCUGUUCCAGCAAUAUCCGGGCUUCAGAGAAGUUCGAAUCAUCGAAGCGAAGCCGGGAAUCGCAUUCGUCGAGUUUGGGGACGACGUGCAGGCCUCCAUCGCCAUGCAGGCUCUCCAGGGUUUCAAAAUCACCCCUCAAAAUCCUAUGGCUAUCUCCUAUGCAAAGAAAUGAUGGAUGAUGCAAUUUUGUAAUGUUCUUGUGUCUUUUGGGGAUAAAAAUCAUAUGCUAGAUUUGAGACUUUUGAGUUGAAGAGUAAAGUGUUGAAGGUAGGCUUCUAAGUGCGUACAUGCUCUCUUACAUCAUUUCACUUUACAAAUUAAGAAUAUGAUUAUUUGACUUGUUAUGAAAUAUUUGGGUGAUAUAAAUGUGAAAAG